This is a messenger RNA of Marasmius oreades (fairy-ring Marasmius), 3323 nucleotides long. RefSeq lists its product as uncharacterized. Bases 42 to 3323 code for a protein of 1093 amino acids. The transcript has 13 exons. The record is from RefSeq and is a predicted model, not a curated record. NCBI's taxonomy places the organism in Eukaryota, Fungi, Basidiomycota, Agaricomycetes, Agaricales, Marasmiaceae.
GCACUUCCCUAUGUUACGGGUCUGGUCGUCCCUGGAUACUUAUGUUCGGAUUUAGGCCUAGUCGUGCCUCACCUCCUGCCAGGAUCACCCCUCCAGCAGACAAUACCACCCCAUCUCUUGAUGUCUCCCGUUCCUCGAUAACAGCCACAAUCCCCGAACUUGCAGGACUCUCAUCUGAAGACGUUGAACUCAUCGAGGCCAUUAUUGAGCGCACGGGUCCCAACGCAGCGUUUCUAUCCGUCUUCAAAGCGUAUAGCGACGUCUUAAAGGAGCGAGGCUUAAAUUCGAAAGAAAUCUUCUACUAUGGAAAAUUACUCAAACUCGGAACGCUAAAGGGCGGAAGUUGGGGUGAGAAGUGGCAAAUGAUAAAGCAGCAGAACAGAUAUGACCGUUCAACUCGGCCAGGAGUGGGACGAAUGAGAGGUCUCUCCGGCGAUAGGGCUCCUUGCCUGCCUCCCCCCAGUACUUUGGCCCCUUCAAGUCACCUUACAGAUGAUUUAUUUUCGUCAAUAUCUCAAGUACAUGAACAUACCGAUAUCGCGGCCUCGCAAACAAGUUUUGACAUUGGAACUGAGGUCGCAAUUCAGCCAUUAUCAUCACCGUUCGACGCUCGUCCACUUUCCUCCGACUUGACCGAUAAUACACUUGGUAUUCACCUUCACGAGAGUCCUCUACUAUCUGCGCCACCUUCUUUACAGCUACCUCUCCAUGGAGAGCAACAACAUCUUACUGGCCGACAUCUGGACUUUGAGCCCUCUGUGCAGAGCUUGUCCUCUACACCACCAUCCUAUCAAUCCUCUGUCAGCAAAUAUCGUGCCGCGAAGUCAUAUAUGACACAGGGCAGGGAGAGAAGGGACAAUGCUCUCAAUGAGGAGGAUGCAUGGAACAGAGUAAAAGUGCUGCAGGACGAAAGGGAAGCUGACCGGUUCCGGGAUGAUAGCCUGCUUGAACGGUCCUGGGAUAUCUGGAAACAGAUGUAUACGUGGAUUUUAACCAUGAAUCAGCAAAUCGGCGAAGCUCGAGAAAAUCUUAUACUUCGUAUCUAUCUUCAAAGGUGGCGCGAACGUACUGCGUCGCAGCGAGAAUGGUGCAAUCGGAUUGCUGCGGUUGACAACAAACGCCGUCUGAAGGCAGCAUUUAACAUUUGGAAGCAACGGUUACAGGAUCGUUUGCAAGAGAAGCAAAAGAUGGCUUGGCGUCAAGAUAUGCGUGUGAGACUGGCAACAAUCAGGAGACACAGGAAGGAGGCCUUGCUUAAGGAGUACUGGAUACACUGGCGGCGAGCAUACCAGUAUCGUCUCUCUGAGGCUCACUGCUGCGAUCGACUGAGGCUACGUUGCUAUUCGCAGUGGAAAGAAAGGUUGCACAGAGUUUAUCGCUCAGAAGACAAUGCGGACCAAGCUCAUCGCGACGCUUUACUCGGUCGUUUCUGGGAGUACUGGAAGCGGACUAUCGAGUUGCGAGUUCCAGAACGAGUUAUGAACCGGCAGGUAGAGCUGAGGGUCAAACGCGAAGUCUUUGAAGUGUGGAAAAAACAAUGGGUUGAUCAUCGUAUAGCUAGGGCCUUCUACAUUCGUCGUCUUGCAAAAAGAAUGAUGAAGUCUUGGAAGUCUGCCAAAGAUCGGACAACUGCUCUUGAAUGUCGUGCGGAUAAGCACCUGGCCCGACAAGAUAACAUUCUCUUGCGUGCGGUCAUGAGGGUCUGGAAAGCCCGCGAACGAGGAAAACUCCUCGAGAAAGUGAAAGCAUUCCGGUUAGUCCGAAGUGCCUGGGCGGUUUGGAAACUGCAACUCCAUACCCUGGAAGAGGCUCAAGCCCUGGCCGUUCGAUUUUCCGAACGACUUAACUGCUCGACAAGCAAAAUGGCUUUUCAAAGAUGGCGGGAAGUUCACGCUAGUCACCUGAGGUCUCAAGCUUUCGUUGCGCAAUUCAACAAGGCUCAACUCGUGCGACGCAUGAUACUUCGAUGGAGGGUUGCGCUCUUCAAACGACUGAAGAUGGUGAAGAAAGCUCGAAUGGCGGAGCGUUAUCUUCUUCUCCGUCGCUUUUGGGCAACGAUGAAACAAAAAUAUCGAGAGAAAAUCAGACUGGCCAAGCUGCAAGAAUGUGAGAGGAACAAAGUGAAAAUAUUUUUCGACAUAUGGUUACACCGUUCCCGGAAGCAACGUCAGAUACGAGAAGCAGAGCGAAUUAUUCAAGAUCGUGUUCGUAAGAGAAUACUCCACAGUUCACUACAACGGUGGACGAUUCGGGUCGUUGACAUCAAGGACCGAGAAUUGAGAGUUGCUCAAGAGUAUCAUAAUCGACAUCGAGCGGUCCUCUUAACAUCUGCUUUUAACCAUUGGAAACAAAUACAUACUCGUCACAACGAGGAGCUUCGGCUUAUGCAGAGCUAUCAAGAUAUUAAGCGAGAGGAGAUGUUUAAACGAAUAUUCUAUCAGUGGCUCACAGCGGCCCGUACACGUAGACAUCGGCGCUUGGUUCUUCAGGAAAAGGAAGAGGAGCGUAAAUUAGUUGCCUUGUCCAGUGCGUGGGAGAAAUGGCGAGAGCGUUACAUGGAAGCCCGACUUCAGCCUCUGGAAUACCGACUCGUCAUUUCGAAUGCACAGAGAUUGAAAUAUCAGGCAUUCUCAUCGUGGCAAGCGAAGACCGACUCCUUGCCUGCUAUCAAGUUUCAUGCAAAUCAUGUCAAAGUAAAAUGUUGGAACAUCUGGUUGCAGCAACUUCCUCGUGCUGUACAAGCCCGAAAGGCGAGGGAGUUUGAAAGCAAAUCGAUCCUUAAAAAAUUCCUUGAUAAGUGGAUUCAAGUGCACCGAACCAAGCUCUCACUCAAAGCGGUGGCACGAGCACGAUACUUUCCAGUAUCCGCUAGUAAACCUUCUAGUCGGCCUGCUGUUCACUCUCGUCCCCUUACUGGUUCUGCUAUCCCACCCACCAAAGCCACGUUUCCACAUCGAGCUUUGCGCAUUGAAAAUUCAGAUGGAGAUGCAGACCCGGAGGCCGGUCCCAGUGAACCACUCAUGCGACAUCUGCGGCCACUGACUGCCAGGAGUGGACUGUUCCCCACCAGAGCACGAACAGAUCCAAGCCCUACACGCACCGUUCUUUCCGUUCCAAGAACGCGAGAAUCUAGCCCGACACGUUCGACCAAAUCCGCAGCUCCAGCUCCAUGGUAUUCAAAAAAUGCUCCAACAAGGUUUCCUCCUACCCCCAGCUCGGUUGCUGGUACAGAGGGUAGAAGCACGCUGUGGCAAGAAUUGCGAGAGGUACAGAGGAGGUCACAAUCGCCGUCUGUGCUCUCUAGGAGAAGUAGACCGCCGUAA